This is a messenger RNA of Bombina bombina (fire-bellied toad), 3168 nucleotides long. It is a transcript of the gene ZNF750, whose product is annotated as zinc finger protein 750. Lineage: Eukaryota; Metazoa; Chordata; Amphibia; Anura; Bombinatoridae. The record is from RefSeq and is a predicted model, not a curated record. Gene Ontology annotation, cellular component: nucleus. The transcript is spliced from 3 exons. Gene Ontology annotation, biological process: positive regulation of transcription by RNA polymerase II; epidermis development. Bases 252 to 2279 code for a protein of 675 amino acids. Gene Ontology annotation, molecular function: RNA polymerase II cis-regulatory region sequence-specific DNA binding; promoter-specific chromatin binding; DNA-binding transcription activator activity, RNA polymerase II-specific.
UACAAAUAAGCACUGUCAGGGCGACAGCUCUAGAAUCCAGUUUAGCGCAUACACCAGGUAAAUACAGAACACAAGGAUCCCGAGCGACAUACUUUAUGACAAGACUAUCUACAUGUAAUGCCUCUUUUUGCUGCAUAAUCUAGUUGAUUGCUUUAAGAUCCUGUACAACCUGCCCCUGAGACCAAGGCAAAGCCAAAGCGUUUAAUCCGUGUUUGUUUACAAAACCGGAAGUGCAGGUUUAGGACAUAGAAAUGUCCCUCCUUAAGGAGCGCAAACCAAAGAAACCCCACUACAUCCCACGACCUCCAGGCAAACCCUUCAAGUACAAGUGUUUUCAGUGUCCCUUCACCUGCAAUGAGAAAUCUCACCUGUUCAACCACAUGAAGUACGGUCUUUGCAAAAAUUCCAUCACACUUGUAACUGAACAAGACAGAGCAAUUAAAAGCCCCAAAUCAAACUCUUUGGACACAAAGCAAACAAACCUACCAGAAGCUUUUGUAAAACCUUCAUCUUCCUCUUCUCUCACAAACGGACUUGUAACUCAAGACACAAAAGUUCACCAUGAACUGUCUAGAGAUGAAGUGAAAGAAAACUUAGACUUAAAACAUAACAAGGCAAGCCCCAAUGUAGAGAAGGUAGUCAAGGAGUUGCCUCUUUUUUCACCCACAACAGUACACAGCCCUGUCAACAAGCCUCCAAUGCUGGAAGGUGUUUUAAGACCUUCAGCCUUCAUGCCAGUGGGUGAACACAGGUUUUUCAAGGGAGAGGAAAAUUCCAGAACAGCGGAAAUUGUAGCAGUUCAUGGUGAGCGCAGCAAAGGAACACAUAGUGUAAAGUCUGCAUUUCACACCAUACCAGCCACAUGGAAACCAGGAAUUAUUUCACCAGAAUUCUGCCCAAAAGCACUUCCAAGUUAUAUCCGACCCAUGAUACCAGAUUACCCCCCUCAGUUUUAUUCGGAUCCAGGAAUCUCCACAGUGUAUGGCCCUUAUUUGUUUUCAGGAAAUUCAUCUGAAUGUGAAAACUCACUGAUGUCAUUCUAUGCUUCACCUGAUCAAAGACACUUCCUCCCCCAUCACAUGCAAACCUCAAUGCCCCUGCCCAGGCCAAUAAACCCAUCGUUUGAGCAAUAUCCAUUUCUCCCUCGGUUCUCACAAAAUCCACCAAUGCCAUAUGGGCUUUACAGACAAACAGACCACACAUUAUUACCUUAUAGUCUAAAACUCCCUUCAGUUGCAAGUCUCUCCAAAGACCACAACACUCCAACAACUGGAGAUUCACCAUUUGUUUACCAGUCAUCAAGUCCUCCCCAGUUAUAUCCAGUGGAUAGCUUCCAAAAGCAAGCUGAAGGGCAAAAAGAUAUUUCACCAGACCAAACUAAAGAUCUUAGUUCUAAAAAUGAAGCAGAAAGCCUAAAAAUGAGCCCAAGAGCUGGGAGUGCAGCAACAGGCUCCCCUGAGAGGCCAAGUCCCACCAACUUCACCCAGAACAGUCAAGGCCAUGAGGGCAUUUUUGACCUCUCUAGAAAAUCAACAUCACCAGCAGGAAAAUAUGAGAAGCCUGGACAAAGCUUCACAGCCUUCAAGCCAGUGAGGAAAAGAACAGAACAAACCAAUCAAAGCAGAGAAAACUCCUCAUGUGUUCUAAAUGAUGAUGUGAACAAAGAUAACUUCACAAGCCAUGUAUUUACACAUGAGGAUGAGACCAUCGCUCCUCUAAAUCUUUCAAAGAAACCAGAGAUGGAGAUGACUUGUUAUGAGCAAGUGUGUAGUGAUCCUUCUAAGGAUGAAUCUACAGGAUUGGUGGAGACACAGGACAUGCCUCUAAACCUUUCUGUAAAAGACUGUUGCAAAAAAACAACCCUGAGCACCUCCAGUUGUUCAUCACCUGAAAGCUUAUUUUCACAAAGCUAUCAAAUAAAAAACAUAAUAGAACAUAAAGACAUUUGCAAACCUACACAAAUAGACACUAUUGAAAACUGUGAUGAGCAAAAGCAGUCGGCAGCAGUAGCCUUGUGCCAACUGGCAGCAUACAGUCCUGUUGCUGCUUCACGGGCAAGCGAGGAAGAACGUGCUCAGAGUCCUGCUGCUGCUGCUUCCCAUCAGCAACCUGCAGAGAGUGCCCCCCCAAAUGAAGACAAGGAAAGCCAACUCAGAACAAAGGGACAAAAGAGGACACAACCCAAGGAGCUUGGAAAAUCUCAAGGUGGAAACAAAAAGGCUAAAUCUAGUGAUUCUAGUAGAGUCCUUACAUUGAGGAAGAGGCCGCGCAUAUCAUAAAUUGUUAACUUUUGGACUUUUAUUUCAUUCUGAUAUCAAAAAGGAAAAAAAGUUUUCUUCCAAAGAGACACUGUGUUUUGCUGCUGAUUUGAGUUUCCCUUACUGGUAGCGUAUAUUUUCCCAUAUAAAAAUAUUUUCUUCUUCCUUGGCUGUGAGAAGGGAACAGUAUUAUGCCUUUCUGGCAGCCAAGGAGUUAAAGCAAUAAACACUGAUCUUGCUUUGUAUUUUACGCACAUCCACACUGAAGUGUUAAUGCACUAAAGGUAUUUGAAGUUUAUAUUAUGUUGUAAAUAUUGGACUGUAGUGUCCGGUGUAAAUAGAUUUUGGCAGUAAAAAAAUUCAGUUCAUUGGAUGCUAAUAUUUAGCUCUAAGGACUUUACAAGAACUUCCACGGUAAGCACGAAAUAUUAAACAAUAUAAAGAAAGCACAACAGUUUUAUAAAUAAAAUCUAUCAACAUAUUGUCCACAGGGUGAAUCUGAAUACAUUUACUUGACAAAGUGCCCCAGCUGUAAAAUUUGUAUAUUUCACGAUAAUAUUUAAUAUUUUUUUAGGAAUAUUAUAUAAAUUAAUUGAUCAAUUUUGUCUAUUUUGAGGGGGAAAACUUAGUUGUUUUUAAAUGUCUAAACUGUGUUCUCUGUACAGGAUACAAAACACAGCUUCCAUGUGAUAUUUAUGAUUGUAUUUAUUUUGCCGCAAACAAACAUUGCAGGAGAAAGUCCUGUGUCUGCCGUCUAGCUCUCAUGCGUUUUGUUUUGUCGUUGUAAUACAUUGGCUUUGACGUAAAAACACUGUAUCAUACAAAUGUCACCAUUUCUUAGUAACUAACCCCAGUGAUCUGUUCAGUUGGUAAAAAAAAGUAUCAACCAAUAAACUAUUUUCUAUUAGAA